Molecule: messenger RNA, 1016 nt
Organism: Suillus fuscotomentosus
Lineage: Eukaryota; Fungi; Basidiomycota; Agaricomycetes; Boletales; Suillaceae
Exons: 5
Coding region: 131-580 (149 amino acids)
Source: RefSeq, a predicted model, not a curated record
CUUUGUCGUUAUCUUGUGCCUACCUAACAUCUUGCCAACUCUCAGGAUUUUGUUCUAACGAGAUCCGAGACCAGUCUCGACCACAUACGGCGUCUCUGUCUGAGCAGGAUUUUCUGGUGAAACAUUAAUCAUGCCAAAGGUUGUCUCUCGUUCAGCGGUAUCCUCAUCCACGGAUGCACGACCAACGGCAUCAGCCGCAGCUGCUCUCAGGGUGUACUAUUGUAUCUGUGGCGAGUUCAUCCUCGUAAUCGAAAGAAGCCUUUCGGCGCUCCCAAAGCGCCAGACUGAUGGUGCUACCAUCAUUCGCUGUCAGGAUAGCGGUACAGAAAAUGCAAUCGUUCUCAAAUUAAAUGCUAUAUCGACCGAUCCCGUUCUAGUCGAAAGGCCAGAGGGACAUGAGCGCCAGUACAGAUUCUCAUGUCCGCGGUGCAACUUAUUGGUCGGAUAUCAAACCACCCCGCCUCCUGUCAAAUCUGGUCCAUAUCUGUAUAUCCUCAGGGGAGCCCUUACGCAGAUGCAAGGCCAAGUUCCCAAGGACGCUUUUGAUGGCGAAGCUACCCUGGACCCUUCAGAAGAAUAGCGUGGCCGCGCCGCCGAAUUGAAUAUCACCUCAGUACACGCAUAGAUAACAAUAGCAAUAUCUUUCGAACAGUAAUAAUACAGCAUGGGUAUAUAGGGUCUACGGACAUGGCCAUUAAAUGCGGUGCAGAGCUGUUAGUAGCGAGUGGCAUUUAUGACAGCCGAUCACUGAUGUUUGAUAUCGUGAGCAAUCGAAAAGGUACCUGAGAAUUAUUGUUAGUGAUACGUCUUGAUAGAGUAAAUUGGACGGAGUAAAAGCGGCUCAGCUACCGUUGUAGAAAAAACUCACAAUCCAUGCAUCCAAUGGACGCACAGAUUCAUACAGUGUGAAUAAAUAUGUCAUCACCACCGCAGAAACAAGAGAAAAGCAAUACAUGUAACUGUAAACUCACCAUUGGCGCCAGUUGCAUCUUCCGCCAUAGACACUGUGGGUUGAU